This is a messenger RNA of Brachypodium distachyon (stiff brome), 1548 nucleotides long. RefSeq lists its product as uncharacterized. NCBI's taxonomy places the organism in Eukaryota, Viridiplantae, Streptophyta, Magnoliopsida, Poales, Poaceae. The record is from RefSeq and is a predicted model, not a curated record. The transcript has 2 exons. Bases 1 to 1548 code for a protein of 515 amino acids.
AUGGGUCAACCACCAGGCGCACCUGCCGCUGAUCUCCGUGGCCCGUUCGCCACUCAAUCCGCGGGCGUCCUCUUCUCGUCCCCCCGCGCGGCGUCUGCCUCGGCGUUCCCAAUGGAUACCUCCGCUGCCCUAGCUGAGAUGCUCACCGCCCACCGUCGAUCCCGCGACGGCCACUCUCCCGCGGCCCCUGCUGCAGCCUCUGCCACGGCCGCUGUGGUGACUACUGCGGCAGCCCCUGCCGCGCCCCCUGCUCUGGCCUAUUCGCCGGCGCUCGUCGACCUCUUCGCGGCCUUCCUCCGCGACUACGGCACUGCAUCGCCAGCAGCUCUGCCGGUUGCCUUCGCUCCGCCCGUCGCGCCGGCGCCCUCUCCCGUGCCCAUUCCGGCGUCCUCUCCGGCACCCUCUCCGGCUCCGCCUCAGAACCUGCAGCACGUGACCAUCCGGCACCAUAUCUCCACCACCCUGUCCAUGCAGCCCGCCAACUACACGUUGUGGAGCACCGUCUUCUGCAACAUCUUCGGCAAGUUUGCUGUUGAGGACCACGUCGACGCCACGCUCGCCCCACUGCAUCCCUCUAUGACAUGGCUUCAGAAUGACUGCACCAUCGUGUCCUGGCUCUACACUACAGUCAGCGAGGAGAUCCUGACGAUCAUCUUGGCGCCGCACGACACGGCGAUCGGCGUCUGGACCAAGAUCAAGGAGCUCUUCCUCGACAACAAGGUGACUCAUGCUGUGUGUCAUGACUCCGAGUUUCACAGCAUUCGGCAGGGCGCGAUGUCUGUCACGGCGUACUGCUCCCGUCUGAAGACGAUCGCCGACAAUCUUCGUGAGCUGGGCAAGGCGGUGCCCGACAAGGACCUCGUCCACAGCACUCUCCGCGGCCUGCGCAAGGAGCUGCGCCACGUCAUCCCCAUCAUCACGCGUGAGGUGCCACUGCCGUCUUUCCAAAGCCUCCGCUCCUUCCUUCAGCUGGAGGAGACGCGGGCAGCCAAAGACGACAAUGACGCUCCGACGGACACGGCGCUGCACGUCUCCACUGCUCCCGACGCACCAGCGCCUGCUGCUCCUGUAGCCUCCACCACCUCCACCAGCACGCCGUCCAAGUUGAAGAACAAGGGGCGGCAGAGAGGCAAGACGACAAGCAGUGGCGGCGCCCCCAGCAACCCAGCUCCACCUCAGCCCGCCCACGCUUCGGCGUGGCAGGGCAUGGUCCAGGCAUGGCCGUUCCAGUGGCGCCCGCACUACCCAGGUGCUGGCGUGCUCGGCCCUCGACCAGCUGCUCCUCCGCCCUACGCCGGUGCUGCUUUCGUUGCUCCAUCGCCGGCGGCCACCUUGCCCUACGCUCCUCCGUCGGGGCCUGCACCAGUGCCUCUCGUGUCCUACGCGUCUCCGUCGGCUCCUGCACCGCCACAAACCUGGGACCAGUCCGCUCUCAUCACUGCGCUCCAGAACAUGGCCGUUCAGCAGCAGCAUCCGGCCGGCACAGAAUGGUACUUCGACACCUGCGCGUCGUCCCAUAUGUCGUCUACGUCUGCUUGUACAUUGUGA